This is a messenger RNA of Sinocyclocheilus grahami, 1966 nucleotides long. RefSeq names its product lanC-like protein 1. Bases 95 to 1312 code for a protein of 405 amino acids. NCBI's taxonomy places the organism in Eukaryota, Metazoa, Chordata, Actinopteri, Cypriniformes, Cyprinidae. The transcript has 11 exons. The record is from RefSeq and is a predicted model, not a curated record. Gene Ontology annotation, cellular component: plasma membrane. Gene Ontology annotation, biological process: carbohydrate metabolic process; peptide modification.
GCCUCAACACUAGAUGGCGGCAGUGAGUCGUUCACAAACAGACCGUCCUGCGAUGAGACGAGAAGUGCAGCACUAACAGCGGUCACUCUGAAAAAUGUCUGAACCACGAGCUUUUAAGAAUCCCUACCCAGAUUACACUGGGCCUGGAUGUGCACAAGACUUUUUUGACAUGCAGGGAAAUUUGACCCAGCAUUUUGCCAGCUGUAUAAGCAGCAAGAUCAGUGAGCUUCUGGCGGUCAUGGAGAAUGGACUGAAGAACGCUGACCCCAGAGACUGUACUGGCUACACUGGCUGGGCAGGCAUUGCCCUGCUCUACCUGCAUCUCCACAGCAUCUUUGGAGACUUCUCUUUCCUCCAGAAGGCUCUGGACUAUGUCAGCCACAGUCUGAGGAGUUUAACCCAGCGCUGGGUGACCUUCCUGUGUGGGGAUGCAGGGCCGCUGGCUGUUGCUGCGGUGGUCUAUCAUCGACUCCAGAAACCUCAUGAGGCUGAGGAGUGUGUGAACAGGCUGUUGCAUUUUCACCAGUCAGUAGUGCAGGGGAAUGGCAGGCUUCCUGAUGAGCUGCUCUAUGGCAGAGUGGGCUACCUUUACUCCCUCAUCUUCAUUAACCAGCAAUUUCAGCAGGAGAAGAUCCCCAUUCAAUACAUUCAACAGAUCUGUGAUGCAGUGCUGGAUUCCGGACAGAAUCUGUCUCAGAAGAACAAGAUCCAGGAGCAAACCCCUCUCAUGUAUGAGUGGUAUCAGGAGGAGUAUGUGGGUGCCGCUCAUGGCCUGGCAGGGAUCUACUACUACCUGAUGCAGCCUGGCUUUGUGGUUGGCGAGGACCGAGUUUACCAUCUAGUCAAACCCAGUGUGAACUACAUGUGUCAGCUAAGGUUUCCAUCAGGCAAUUACCCACCGUGGGUUGGAGAUUCUCGGGAUCUUCUGGUGCACUGGUGUCACGGCUCUCCUGGAGUGAUCUACAUGUUGAUACAGGCUUUUAAGGUGUUUGGUGUGAGGCAGUAUCUGGAGGACGCGCUGCACUGUGGGGAGGUGAUCUGGCAGAGGGGUUUGCUGAAGAAAGGCUACGGCCUCUGUCAUGGAGCUGCUGGAAACGCAUAUGGCUUCCUGGCCCUGUACAAGAUCACCCAGGAUCCCAAACACCUCUACAGAGCCUGCAUGUUUGCAGACUGGUGCAUGAAUUAUGGAAAACAUGGCUGCCGGACUCCAGAUACACCGUUGUCACUGUUUGAAGGGAUGGCAGGCACAAUUUAUUUCCUGGCUGACUUGCUGCAACCAACUAGAGCCAAGUUCCCUGCUUUUGAGGUGUAAAGACUGUUCCAGACGACUGAGCCUUUACGCUUAAGCUUCCUCGAGCCAGAAGAACUCGUCCUCUAAUGGUGGAAUAGUACUGUCUCACUCUGCAUGUGCGUCUGUAUGCCGCUGAUCUGUCACAAUUCACACUAAGUCUUUUGAGAGGUGCUGUACAUGUGGAGAACAGUAUGUAGGAGAUAUUAUUUUCCCAUUAAUGGAAAGUGGAUGGGAAUCUAGGCUAACUGUAUAGAUUAAGGGAAGCUGCUGUUACGUUACGUGUUUGUUUGUAUCAUUUUAAUUAAUAUGACUCAUUAAAGAUAAACUAUUUCAAUGUAUUUGUGAGGAUAUAUUCUGACAUGACAGCAAGGUAAAUUUAACAUCUUUUUGAAUUAAGUAGAGUUAAUUAAUUACACAAGAACUACAGCUUUAAGGUAGCACUAAAAAUACAGUGUUGAUAUGCUUUCUGUAAGAGUAAUGCUUUGCCUUCUGUAUUAGUAAUGUAUUUUUCCCUUUUUUCUCUCUUGAUAAUAAUAGUAGUCAUAUCAGAGGAUGUGCUGCCAAAAUGAUUUUUUUAUUUUUUUUGGUAGUGGAACAAUCUUUUAGCAUUUUCAUUUGUCUUUCAUCAUCAUUUGUACAUUUUCAUUUGCACAACAAUAAAAAUAAGAAAAACAG